Messenger RNA from Gongylonema pulchrum, 411 nucleotides. Lineage: Eukaryota; Metazoa; Nematoda; Chromadorea; Rhabditida; Gongylonematidae. The record is from the annotation of a GenBank genome assembly.
AUGGAAAGGUGCGGAAUAGUAACUCAGCUGGGCACUUGCCUGUUUAUGUGGACCACAUGGAAUUGCGGCACCGCACUCGGAACUCUCGCGAACGAAAGAUGGAAGCUGGAGUGGUGUCCCGAGGAGUACAAGGAGGAUCGCUGUUGGUUGCAAGGGAUUUUGGUUAGUAGUUUUCACGAAGAGCACUGGAAGCAAGCCAGAAGCCCGGUGAAACAAGUUCGGCCAGAUGAAGGCAUUGAAGAGAAGAUGGUAACAUCAACAGGAACCGGUCUUCUUACUGUUGUGCCAUACAGAAACUCCGCAACCAAAACUGAAGCGAGAAUGAACUGCAAUACGAAACAGUUCAAGCGUAACACUAAAUCUGCCGAUGAUGCACUGUAUGGUCCACUAAUUCGGCCAAUUUUACCUUAG